GCCCAGCUUGCGCCGGAGUCACCGAGGUUCCCCCCAACACCGGAAGUGACCCUGGCGGGUUUGCCUUCAAAUUCUCGGAGAGUGGAAGCAGCGCCCCGAGACUGUUGACCAGGCAGUGCUGGGUCCGUGAGCACAAAACAGGGUGGUUGGGACAGGACAGGGCAGGGCCGUCCUUCAUCGCUGCCCGGUGCCCCGCUCGGCCCUCCCGCUCCGCCUGCCGCUGGGCGGUUUCCCGAGGAGCCUCGGAGACACAGCUUAUAAUUGAGCAUGAGUCUUCUUAUGAUUAGUGAGAAUGUAAAAUUGGCCCGUGAAUAUGCAUUGCUGGGAAAUUAUGACUCUGCAGUGGUCUAUUAUCAGGGAGUUCUUGAUCAAAUGAACAAGUAUCUAUACUCAGUCAAAGAUACAUACCUCCAACAGAAAUGGCAACAGGUUUGGCAGGAAAUAAAUGUGGAAGCUAAACACGUUAAGGAUAUCAUGAAAACACUAGAAAGCUUUAAACUAGACAGCACUCCAUUAAAAGCUGCACAGCAUGAGCUUCCAGCAUCCGAGGGAGAAGUCUGGUCCCUGCCUGUGCCUGUUGAACGAAGACCCUCACCAGGACCUAGAAAACGCCAGUCGUCUCAGUACAGUGACCCUAAACCACAGGGUAACCGUUCAAGUACAACUGUCAGAGUUCACCGUCCAUCCGCACACAGUGUUCACAAUGACAGAGGGAAAGCUGUUCGUUGUCGGGAAAAGAAAGAACAGAAUAAAGGAAGAGAGGAAAAGAACAAAUCACCUGCUGCAGUUACAGAACCAGAGACAAAUAAAUUUGAUAGUACUGGAUACGAUAAGGACUUAGUAGAAGCUUUGGAAAGAGAUAUAAUUUCUCAGAAUCCCAAUGUUCGAUGGGAUGAUAUUGCUGAUUUAGUAGAAGCUAAAAAGUUGCUUAAGGAAGCUGUGGUGUUACCAAUGUGGAUGCCAGAAUUCUUCAAAGGCAUUAGGAGACCAUGGAAAGGAGUGUUGAUGGUUGGCCCACCUGGCACAGGAAAGACCCUCCUUGCUAAAGCAGUAGCUACUGAAUGCAAGACAACAUUCUUCAAUGUCUCUUCAUCAACUCUGACUUCCAAAUACAGAGGAGAGUCUGAGAAGCUUGUUCGUCUUCUGUUCGAAAUGGCUCGAUUUUACUCUCCAGCCACCAUAUUUAUUGAUGAGAUAGAUUCCAUUUGUAGCCGCAGAGGGACUUCCGAAGAGCACGAGGCAAGCAGAAGGGUGAAAGCCGAGCUGCUGAUUCAGAUGGACGGUGUUGGAGGUGCUUCUGAAAAUGACGACCCUUCCAAAAUGGUUAUGGUUCUGGCAGCUACUAAUUUUCCCUGGGAUAUUGAUGAGGCUUUAAGACGACGUCUUGAAAAAAGAAUCUAUAUUCCAUUGCCAUCAGCAAAAGGCAGGGAGGAGCUAUUACGAAUAAGUCUACGUGAGCUGGAAUUGGCUGAUGAUGUUGACCUUGCAAGUAUAGCAGAAAACAUGGAAGGUUAUUCAGGUGCGGACAUUACCAACGUGUGCAGGGAUGCAUCCUUGAUGGCAAUGAGAAGGCGUAUUGAAGGUUUGACCCCAGAAGAAAUCAGAAAUCUUUCAAGAGAAGAAAUGCACAUGCCUACAACUAUGGAGGAUUUUGAAAUGGCUUUAAAAAAGGUUUCUAAGUCAGUAUCUGCUGCAGACAUUGAAAGAUAUGAGAAGUGGAUAUUUGAGUUUGGAUCAUGCUAAAUUCUCACAUGUAAACUGUGAGAAACCUGCAUUAAGUGUUUGAAUAAUAAUUAAAAGUAGUAUGUCAUUGCACCAAGCGCUAUAUUUUUUUAAAUUUUCAUAAUGGUAAGAGUGAAAAAAAAGUAUGAUUCUGAAUAAAGGAAAUUUUUAAAAGUUA
Messenger RNA from Aethalodelphis obliquidens (Pacific white-sided dolphin), 1900 nucleotides. It is a transcript of the gene KATNA1, whose product is annotated as katanin catalytic subunit A1. Gene Ontology annotation, molecular function: microtubule binding; ATP binding; microtubule severing ATPase activity. The coding region runs from base 268 to 1743 and encodes 491 amino acids. The transcript has 11 exons. Gene Ontology annotation, biological process: microtubule severing. NCBI's taxonomy places the organism in Eukaryota, Metazoa, Chordata, Mammalia, Artiodactyla, Delphinidae. Gene Ontology annotation, cellular component: microtubule cytoskeleton. The record is from RefSeq and is a predicted model, not a curated record.